UUUGGGUCAACAAAAAUGAGUAGUAUUCGAUACAGGAGACCACCAAUCAUAGAACGAAGAUAUGAAAGAACUCCAUCAUAUUCGACGAUUCCAAGGGAUAUUCAUGUCUCAUUCUACCAUAAUAACUAUCACAGAUCAAAGAUUUUGUAUUUGAAUAAGUUCAACGCAAUGGAAAAAUUAAUUGAAGCUGCACACGAAUUGUAUCCAUCAAAUGGUGUUUAUCGUCUAUUUUCGGAUAGUACAAUUGGUGCUCAAAACGAGUUGAAUGAUUCAGUGCAAGUUAUGGAAUGUGUUCAAAAUCCUGAUCAUAUUCUUCCACAUCUACAUAUAAGACUGGAAGAUUACCGUCCCAGAAGCAUAAGCCGUAAUUAUCACGAAGUUAACGUUCCAAUAAUUCGAACUCCAUCUCAACAUUCAAUCCAUCAAUCUGUUCGAUUCAACGAUAACAAACGUCAUCACCAUCAUCAUCAUCAUGAUUCAAUAAGAAACUUCGUCCAUCAUGACACUCCAUGCCGAAACUGUUUCCGUAUAAUUGUUGGAAGCCGUUAUCACUGUCUUCAAUGUCCAGACUAUGAUAUUUGUGGAGACUGUGAAAAAGAUUUGGUUCACUACGAGCAUGCUCUUCUACGAAUUGUGACUCCAAGGGUUACAAGUAUUCCUGAUUAUGUCACAGUUAACGCCCCAAGUUACAUUUUCCCAGAACAUCGUUAUGAUAUCAAAAGAGAACAUUAUCAUUGGUUUUAAAUUGUAUUUUAUAGUUUUGUUGUUUUUCCUAUUUAUGUUGUGAACUUAGUUUUUCUGUCGGAUUUCUGUCCUAUCUUGUUAUACUUAAAAAGACCAAAAAAGUUAUGUAAUUGCA
Caenorhabditis elegans is the source of this 859-nucleotide messenger RNA. It is a transcript of the gene sqst-2, whose product is annotated as ZZ-type domain-containing protein. NCBI's taxonomy places the organism in Eukaryota, Metazoa, Nematoda, Chromadorea, Rhabditida, Rhabditidae. The record is from RefSeq and is marked reviewed. Gene Ontology annotation, molecular function: zinc ion binding. The transcript has 4 exons. The coding region runs from base 16 to 744 and encodes 242 amino acids.